CGUUGUUUUUUCCCUCCCGACGCCUCGUUCCUGCUGCAUUCCAUCCUUACGCCUCUGAUUGUGGGUUUCCACCAAGAUGACCAGCAAUCCCGGGCAAAGUCCGCUAUCAGAAGUGAGCCCAAUGGCUCAACGCAGAAACUCCCCCAGCUGGAACCAAUCCACCAAGAUGAUGAAAACACACGAUGCGUCGCCCUAUGAGGCGCCAGCGUCACCGCGUCUCUUCUGGCAGGGUCGGGAAUCAGGAUCUCCCUUCCAUAGAGGCUCAGAGAACCAGAACCUCUAUGAUCCUGAUGUCUCGACAUAUACUCCCUCCAAGCGCCCGUCUUUGGAAAACCUGAAGCGCGCCUCCAGGGUCAAGAAUAACAACAUGUUCCGCGACCAAAAUGCAGAGUAUGACCCCACGCAAGUCUAUGUUCCACAGCGACCUUUGGCCCUCAAUCGAUCAUCCCAGAGGCAAGCGCAGAACCCACCACCAGCACAGCAGCCCGACCCCCAGGACACCAACCCGGUCGGCCCGCGGCCCCCUUCCCCGAGCAAGGACCAGGUUGCCCCGGCAAAAUCCUCGCUGUCCCGGGCUAGUCGAUUCGGUGGUAAGGACGCUGCUUUCGACCCCGAGAACGAGAUCUGGUCGGACAUCGACGGUAGUCGACAUGCUAAAAGCGUGACAUUCGAUGCGGCUCCUCCUCAGGUCAACGAAUAUGAGAUGACAACUCCGGAUCCAUCCUCCGUCGCCUCCGACUCCCGCGAAGGUAGCUAUGACUCCGAGGAAAAUGAGAACGAUAUCAGCUUCGAUCGGGAAUCCUCGCUCGAGCGCGACGACAGCUUCGACGCAUCCCUGGAAGACCUCGAGAAAACACCAGUGGUGCUGCCAGAGGACUGGCGCUAUAUGAGCCCUGAAUCUGCGAAUGACGAACUGGUCGAAGAGGGAAGGGGUCAGUUCACCGAGGAUGACGAAGACCAUAGCCCCAUCCCCCGCCCGUCCUCCCAGCAAGAGCAUCCCAUGCAGCAUGCCCGGGUGGAGUCACUGGAUUCAAAUGUUGAUCGCCGUCCCCUUCCUCCUCUCCCUCCCACUAACCGGCCUCAAUUCCCUCAGCGUGGAUCGCCGGGAAAGAUGACGGCCGCUUUUGAGCUUGGAAGUGGGAACCAGCGCGUUCUUCCUUCUCCACCAGCCCCCGCAUCUUACAGCAAAUCCGACAUCACGGAACGGAACCAUGGCCAUAUGUCCCUGGAAGAGAGGCUGCGUCUGAUGAUGAUCGAGAAGAAGGAGCCGAUAACUGAGGAAAUCGAACUGGAUGGCCCGGAGACACCCAAGGCUCUUCCCGAGGAGCCACAGGAGCAGAUUGCAGUCAAGGAGGCCCCUGCCACUCAGGAAACAGAUACUCCAGCGAAGGACGACGCAGAUGUUUACACCCCUCCGCGCAUCUCGAGGGAUUCGAUUCUCCGAGAUCUGCGUAAGAGCGAGAGCUUCCUGGAUGACUCCUUUGAGGAUGCUUCUCAGGCGGAGUCUAGCCCCAACCAUUACUUCGAUUAUGACCCGGACGUCCCAAUUCCUUCCAUGGAGCACGAUCAUGAUGAUAGCCACGACUAUGACGACGACAAUGACGAUGAGACCAGCAGUGUGAUCAUCAAGCCCGAAGAGCAUGAUGAUUCUCUUUAUGACAUUCCAGAAUACUACGAAAACGUAAACUCGGAGCAGUCUUCUUCGCAAUGCUUAAAGGAUAAGAUGGAUGAUGACGAAAGUCGUUACUCCAGCCAACCUCCGGAAGAGGUGUCCGUGCUGGAGGAGGAUGACUCGCACGACUUUGAUGACAGGCAAUCCACACCACUUGCUACCGUGCAGACACAAGAGACGCCGGUCAAUAUUACUGUUGAUGCCCCAGCUGAUGAGACGGCUAAUGAGCCGAUUGAUGAGUCAGUCGAUGAAUCACUUGAUGAGUCGCAGGUAUCUACCAUCAGCGAGGAAAGGUCUGCUGAUAAGAUGGCCGCCAUGCGGGAGUCACUUCAGCGCCCAUCGACGCCAGAUAGCCAGAAUCAAUUAUCGGAGCCUUCUACCCCUGAUUCUGUCGUUCGACACCCUGUGGCUGACGAGCAGAGCGAUCGCGAGGUCUCGCCAGACGAGAGUGUUCCGGAUCCGAUUGCCACAGUCAAAGCACCAGGAACUCGCCUCAAGACGCGUCCCUCACUGACCCCAGCCGAUAUGGAACAGAUGGCAGCCACUCGCCGGAAAAUUAGCGGGCAGGUGCCACCACCAAUGCCAUACCUUACAAAACAGGAAUCCAACGAAUCCCAGGCGUCAGCACCGGGUGAUGCCGUGCCAUCACUACCUCCACCCGUGCAGGAGAAUCAAAGACAGAGUAGUCUUGUGAAGCUGGACAUUCCGUUCAGCAUCCAGGAAGAAGAGAGCCUUGGAUUUGGAUUGGACAAAGAAUUCGAUAGGGUCAUUGAAUCUCAAAAGAGAGGUUAUCUUAUGCGGCACAAUACCAAGGUUAUCAUUGCGAGCAGCAGCACCGAAGACGACACUGUGCCAACUCCAGGAGAAGAUCCAGCUGAAUCUCGAGCCACACGCGCCGCGCCCACGCCGCGUAAGGCCAGCCAGCAGACUUGGACCACUGUACCCUGGAACGGUCAGACUCGCCGGGCGAGUAUGAGAACGGCCAGCGGAGUGGUUCGAAAGAAGGCUACGUCAGGCCCGGUACCGCCGCUCCCAGGCCAGCAAAGCAGCGUCCAGGAGCCGACAACCACGAUCGAGGAGGCGGAGCCUGCUCUCAAUGGCGCUCUCGAAGAGGGUGAAGAGCGAGGCCGUCUUUUCGUCAAGGUUGUUGGGAUGAAAUACCUCGAUCUGCCUCUGCCACGAGGUGAGAGAUCGUACUUUGCCCUUACUUUGGACAACGGCCUGCAUUGCGUCACCACCUCUUGGUUGGAACUAGGCAAGACAGCGCCCAUCGGCCAGGAGUUCGAGCUCAUUGUCCAACAGGACCUUGAGUUCCAGCUGACCUUGCAAAUGAAGGUGGAUGAGGAGAAGUUUCGAGUGCAGGAGCCUGCCCCUACUGCCUCGCCUAGUCGCCCCAAGACUUCCACAUUCAGCCGUGUGUUUGCUUCUCCGCGCAAGCGCAAGGAGCUCGAGAUGAAGCAGCAACUUGCCAACCAGCAAAAUAAAGCCAAAGAUAUCAACGCUCCUGUGUGGGAGCGAUUGAGGACUUUGGUCGCCAGAGAUGGCAGUUUUGCGCGCGCAUAUGUCUCUCUUAGCGACCAUGAGAAACACGCCUAUGGUCGGCCCUACAAUGUUGAUAUUGCGUGCUUCAAUGAAUGGGCGGUUGAAGAGCAGCCGAGCAGUGUCAAGAGCAAGAAGAGUACGACAAGUACGACUUCUCAGCGAAGACCUCCUUAUAAGAUUGGAAAGCUGGAGCUCCAGCUGUUGUUUGUCCCCAAGCCCAAGGGUGCCAAGGAGGAGGAUAUGCCCAAGAGCAUGAAUGCCUGCAUUCGGGAAAUGCGUGAGGCGGAGAGCGUCUCUGCUCGUAGUUUCGAGGGAUUUUUGUCACAGCAGGGUGGUGACUGCCCGUACUGGCGUCGUCGCUUCUUUAAGCUUCAGGGAUCCAAAUUGACCGCCUACCACGAGACCACCCGUCAACCACGUGCCACGAUCAACCUUUCGAAGGCAGUCAAGUUGAUUGAUGACCGAUCUUCGCUGAUGCAGAAAGAGACCACCACCCGGGGUGGUGGCCGUCGCAAGUCUGCGUUUGCUGAGGAAGAGGAAGGUUAUAUGUUCGUGGAGGAAGGGUUCCGUAUUCGCUUCGGCAACGGCGAAGUGAUUGAUUUCUACGCUGACAGCGCGGCCGACAAGGACGGAUGGAUGAAGGUCCUUGCCGAUGCGGUGGGCAAAGGAUCUUCGGGAAGCAGCCAGGCCAAGCUCUGGACCGAGAUGGUCCUUAAGCGGGAGCGGAGUAUGAAAGUGAAGCGGGAGUCCACCGCUGCCGCCCCUGCAGCUUCCGCUCCUGCUGCCCCUACUGCUCCUGCUCCUGCUCCUCCUGCUCCUUCUGCUGCCGAACGUCGUCUCAGUCAAAUCCCUCCUCCGCCUCCUGCCAAACCCACCUCGUCCAUUCCGAUGCCGACGGCGCCGGCGCCGACCUCGGCUUCCAAACCUCGACACAAGCACACCCAAUCUCAGCCGGACGUUCGCGGUGCGGAUGCUCGACGACAGAAGACCCGGUCCUUGAUGUUCUAGACGCGUGCGUGAGUGAGUGAGUGGUAGGAGCAGUGGCAAUUGCGCAGCUCGGCUUGUACGUUCUGCAUUUUUUGUUGUCUAUUCUCGCGAUAUGUCCCAUUCAAAUCUGCUUGUUUAUUCAUUGUCGUUCUUGUGCUUAUCUUCCUGGUGUCGGAGUCCAAAGCCUGCGCUGCUGCAUUUUUCUGCUUCUUGUCUGAUAGCCUUUGACCCUUUGAAAAUCUCCUUGUGCAUUCAGCGUUGUCGCUCUUGUUUCUGUCCUUGCGGUGCCGUACUUGAUACAUAGCGUCUUUCCUUCACAAGUUCAUAAUGAAUCUUGAUCUUUUCAUGUAUCAUAAU
Molecule: messenger RNA, 4558 nt
Organism: Aspergillus fijiensis CBS 313.89
Lineage: Eukaryota; Fungi; Ascomycota; Eurotiomycetes; Eurotiales; Aspergillaceae
Gene: bud4
Product: putative GTP binding protein (Bud4)
Exons: 5
Coding region: 77-4222 (1381 amino acids)
Molecular function (GO): GTP binding
Source: RefSeq, a predicted model, not a curated record